This is a messenger RNA of Saccharomyces eubayanus, 663 nucleotides long. RefSeq names its product CDP-diacylglycerol--inositol 3-phosphatidyltransferase (gene PIS1). The record is from RefSeq and is a predicted model, not a curated record. Bases 1 to 663 code for a protein of 220 amino acids. Gene Ontology annotation, molecular function: CDP-diacylglycerol-inositol 3-phosphatidyltransferase activity. Gene Ontology annotation, cellular component: membrane; Golgi apparatus. Gene Ontology annotation, biological process: phosphatidylinositol biosynthetic process. The transcript has a single exon. Lineage: Eukaryota; Fungi; Ascomycota; Saccharomycetes; Saccharomycetales; Saccharomycetaceae.
AUGAGUUCGCAUACUACACCAGAAAAGGUCACUACAGAGCAUGUUCUGUGGUACAUCCCCAACCAGAUCGGCUAUGUCCGCAUUAUCACUGCAGCCCUUGCUUUUUUCGUCAUGAAGAACCACCCAAUGAUGUUUACAUGGCUGUACACUACGUCGUGUAUGCUGGACGCACUAGACGGCACUAUGGCCAGAAAGUACAACCAGGUGUCCAGUCUGGGGGCCGUGUUGGACAUGGUCACAGACAGAUCAAGCACUGCUGGUCUGAUGUGUUUCCUAUGUGUGCAAUACCCUCAAUGGUGUGUUUUUUUCCAAUUGAUGUUGGGCUUGGACAUCACCAGUCAUUACAUGCACAUGUACGCCAGUUUAAGUGCUGGUAAGGCUUCCCACAAAAGCGUUGGCGAGGGCGAGUCCAAACUGCUACAUCUAUACUACACCAGAAGAGACGUAUUGUUCACUGUUUGUUUCUUCAACGAACUAUUCUACGCAGGGUUGUACAUGCACAUCUUCCCUCAAUACGCCAACUUUGGGAAAUGGACCUCUCUAAUAAGUUUCCCCGGCUAUGUUUUCAAGCAGAUCGCAAAUGUUGUGCAAUUGAAAAGGGCCGCUUUGAUUCUAGCCGACAACGAUGCCAAGAAUGCCAAUGAGAAGAACAAGACUUACUGA